AUGAGCAAUCACACCACUGUCACUUCUUUCAUUCUGUGGGGAUUUUCCAGUUUCCCAGACCUGCAGGUCCUUCUCUUUGUGUUGAUUUUCUUCACCCAUUUGACGAUUCUAGCUGCAAAUGCAUCAAUCAUGGUGGCCAUCAAACUCAGUCAGAGCCUUCACACCCCCAUGUACUUCUUCCUCUGUGGUCUGUCCUUCUCAGAGACAUGUGCCACUAUGGUCGUCAUACCCCGCACGUUGCUGGACUUACUAUCAGUCAGCAAGACCAUUUCUCUUCCUCAGUGUGCCACGCAGAUGUUUUUUUUCUCUACCUUAGCAACCAAUAACUGCUUCAUUAUGGCUGCCAUGUCCUAUGACCGCUACACUGCCAUUCACAGCCCACUGCACUAUGCCAUUCGGAUGACCCAUAAAAUUUGUGCUCAGCUCCUGAUGGCCUCUUGGAUGAUUGGGAUCCUGGUUGCUCUGAGCAUCGUCAACAUUGUGUUCAACUUGUCUUUUUGUGAUUCCAACAUCAUCCAGCACUUCUUCUGUGACAUCUCACCUGUGAUGUCCCUUGCUUGUGACUUUACUCCCUAUGAUGAAAUGGCUAUUUUUUUGCUCUCUGUCUUCGUAUUAGUGGGCAGCUUUAUUUUAAUCAUGAUCUCCUACGUCUUCAUUGGAUCUGUAAUCAUGAAGAUGCCCUCUGCUAAGGGGAGGUAUAAGGCCUUCUCAACUUGCUCCUCCCACCUCACUGUGGUGUCAAUACACUACGGGUUUGCUGGGUUUGUGUACUUGAGGCCCAAAAACAGUGACUCAUUCAGAGAAGACAUGCUGAUGGCUGUGACUUAUACAGUACUCACCCCUCUGCUCAAUCCCAUUGUUUACAGUCUAAGGAACAAAGAAAUGCAGACAGCCCUGAGGAAGAUUGUGAAGCCCCAGGAAAAGCAAGUAGGUGAACAAGAAUAUGAACUUCAACCAAAUGAAAAUGAAUCUGACCCAUGGAAAUUAAGACUUGAUUUCAACAUAGAAAUCAAAAAACCUUUCUGA
Sorex araneus (European shrew) is the source of this 1026-nucleotide messenger RNA. Its product is annotated as olfactory receptor 10Z1-like. The coding region runs from base 1 to 1026 and encodes 341 amino acids. Gene Ontology annotation, molecular function: G protein-coupled receptor activity; olfactory receptor activity. Gene Ontology annotation, biological process: G protein-coupled receptor signaling pathway. Gene Ontology annotation, cellular component: membrane. The record is from RefSeq and is a predicted model, not a curated record. Lineage: Eukaryota; Metazoa; Chordata; Mammalia; Eulipotyphla; Soricidae. The transcript is spliced from 2 exons.